Messenger RNA from Coffea arabica (coffee), 2957 nucleotides. RefSeq lists its product as uncharacterized. Gene Ontology annotation, molecular function: RNA binding. The record is from RefSeq and is a predicted model, not a curated record. Lineage: Eukaryota; Viridiplantae; Streptophyta; Magnoliopsida; Gentianales; Rubiaceae.
AACUAAUAAUCCUUCCCUUCUUCUUCUUCUUCCGAUCUUCGUCGUACGUACUCCUCCGGGCCAGACUAUACCCCCGUUCCCUGGCAUUUUCCUCUAACAUCUCAAGAAGCUCAAGUCGUCGGAAAAUCUUCCUGAUCCGUUUGUGUAUUCCGAUUGAGAGUUGAUUAAACGAGAUGGAAAGCCGAGCUGAGUAGAGAGAAUCAUGUUGUCCAGACUCUCACUGAAGAAGUGUGCCACUAGUGGCUCCGGCAGCGGCGGCUUUUCCAAAUAUAUUUUUCAGAACAACUCCACUCUAACGUCUCCCCGAAGGGGAUUGUUUCUUUAUGACUUCCUAGUCCAAAAUAUUUCUAGUUCUCCAUGUUUUCCUGAAGCUACUUCAUUUUCUCACUUUCACCAUCAUUACACAAGCGCACACCGAGGAGAUUCCUGGCUAGAAAAACCUUUUCCUGAAUCUAAACCUUCUAUGAAGAAAAGCUCAUUAUUAAGUAAUAGAUUGCUGGCUUUGCAGUCACAUGAUAUCUCUUCAAAAUCCAUACAAGUUAGACACAUCAGUAAUCCUUCGAUUGAGCUGAAGACAGAUAAAGAUGGUGUCAGGUUUAAUUUUGGUAGUCCGGCAGUCAAUGGUGGGUCACAAAGAAAAGCAAAGAAGGCAGGCAAGAAGGUUAAAAUGUCCAAAAAAGCAAAACUUAAUGAGCUUAAGUUCUACAGGUUGAAGGCAAAAAAGAAAAUGAAUUCUCCAAACCCAGAAGUUAGGAUAAGAUAUAAACUUGAAAAGGCGAAAAGAAAGGAAGCUUGGCUGAUUGAGAAAUUGAGGAAAUAUGAGGUAUCUAAAGUUCCUGUGGAAGCAUAUGAUCCUGAAAUUUUAACUGAAGAAGAGAGGUUUUACCUGAAGCGUACUGGUGAGAAAAAGAAAAACUAUGUUCCAGUUGGGAGACGAGGUGUAUUUGGAGGUGUUGUUCUUAAUAUGCAUCUCCAUUGGAAGAAGCACGAGACGGUUAAGGUCAUUUGCAAACCUUGCAAGCCUGGACAGGUUCACGAAUAUGCUGCAGAGCUAGCUCGAUUAAGUAAGGGAACUGUUAUUGACAUUAAACCUAACAACAUUAUAAUCUUCUAUCGUGGGAAGAAUUAUGUUCAACCAGUUGUUAUGUCACCUCCAGAUACACUCUCUAAAGCUAAGGCCUUAGAAAAGUAUAGAUAUGAGCAAUCCCUGGAGCACACAAGUCAGUUUAUCGAGAAAUUGGAAAAAGAGCUUGAAGAUUAUCUUGAACACCUUGUUCAUUACAAAAAAGAAAAGGAGAAUAUGCCUCCGAGUACAACUAUUGAUACUUGAUUGUUUGCUGCAAUAUUUUCCUGUAAGAAAACAAAUAUUGCUUGGCCCCCUAAAUUACUUAUCCACGUGAUCCACAUUUAUCUCAAUUUUCUCUUUCUCUGGGAUUAUGUUUUGGAUUUGCUGAUUGGAAAUGAUGACUCAUGUAUUUUUUGUGGUAGAGGUGUCAAUCUUUUUAACUCUUCUUUGCUGCUACAAGUGAUUCUACUUCUACCCGAAACAUCCACUCCCCUAUAAAGUCCCCAUGUCCAAAAAGAUCCCCUGCCUGUCUAGCAUUUCCUUGACUCUUAUAAUGACAGAUUUCCCUAAACAAUUUCCAAUGUUGGGUGAAAAGAUAGCCCAAAGAAGCCAAAUGGUACCAAUUGCUCUAAUAAUUGCAGCAUAAAAAACAAAAAGAAGAAAAGGAAGAGAGAUGAUAGCAAGAGAAGAUUGAGUAGUGUACAAACUGUAGCAUAUAAAUCCCAGUGAAUGGGUCUUCUUGGACCAUUCUGCUGGUUCUUCAUCUACCGCUGAAAUUAUGAUGACUUUGGGGUGCACUGGAAUGAUCUGAAGAAGUUGGUCUUUUACCUUCAUUUUCAUUCGAUUCACAGUGAUGGGAUAUUAUCACCUACCAAGCUUGUUGAGAGAGCCCACCAAAAUGGCUUGAAAGUAAUUGUGUUGACAAAUCAUGAUACAAUGUCUGGUAUACCUGAAGCCCAGGAAGCAGCUUUCAGAUAUGGGAUCAAGAUUGUUCCAGGAGUUGAAGUUAGCGCAGUUUUCUGUCCAAGUGGAGAGAUGGGAUCAGAAGAACCAGUUCGUAUUCUUGCACACUAUAGUGUGUGGGGACCAAUAAGGAUAGACGAAUUAGUGAAGCUGAUACUUGCAUAAGGAAUGGACGUUUCCUAAGUGCAAAGAGCAUGGUUUCAAAAUUAAACAAACUGAAGCUAUCUCUCAAGUGGGAGCAUAUAACCAAGAUUGCAGGCACAGGUGUUGCUCCUGAGAGGCUGCAUGUUGCUCGUGCUUUGGUUGAAGCAGGCCAUGUAGAGAACCUAAAACAGGCCUUUUCAAGAUAUCUUUAUGAUGGUGGAUCUGCUUAUUCCACUUCUGGCACAUCCCUGGGCGCUAAAAUCCCCGGUUGCCGUGAUCAGAAGGCUAACAAAAGCAGGCUUGCAUGGAAUAGACUCUUGCAGAAGUGAUGGAAAACUGGCAGUGCAGCGAUUGUGCUGAUGCAUAUGGUCUUGUGAAGCUUGGAGGAUCAGAUUACCGUGGGAGAGGUGGACAGCAUGAAUCUGAUGUGGGGAGUGUGAGGCUUCCCAUGUCAUCGGUGCAUGAGUUUCUUAAGGUCGCCAUACCAAUUUGGUUCAAAGGCUACUGUAGAUAAUCUUGGAAAAAUGUCAAAGAUCCCAAUGAUGCAAAUUUACAUUUUAUAAUCAUGUUUAGCUGCAAUCACGCAAUGUAUUGACAAUCUGCACGUAAUGUAUUGACAAGUUUAGCCACAAUCACGCAAUGUAUUGACAAAUCUGCACGGAAAUGCGCCCUCUCUCUCUCUCUCAAAAAUCUGGGAGGGAGAAUGUUGAGCUCAAAUUUGGAAUACUAAAACUAAUGUGCUAAUUGCCUUUAUAAUUUGUUUGGAUAGUUUAUGGGUUUUUCU